Chinchilla lanigera (long-tailed chinchilla) is the source of this 2234-nucleotide messenger RNA. It is a transcript of the gene Alg6, whose product is annotated as ALG6, alpha-1,3-glucosyltransferase. NCBI's taxonomy places the organism in Eukaryota, Metazoa, Chordata, Mammalia, Rodentia, Chinchillidae. Gene Ontology annotation, cellular component: endoplasmic reticulum membrane. The record is from RefSeq and is a predicted model, not a curated record. Gene Ontology annotation, biological process: protein N-linked glycosylation. Gene Ontology annotation, molecular function: dolichyl pyrophosphate Man9GlcNAc2 alpha-1,3-glucosyltransferase activity.
UUGCCCCAGCAGGACUCAAACUUGUGACCCUCCUGCCUGGGCCUUCUAGAUGGCUGGAAUUAACAGGUGUGCGCCACCUCAGCCGAAGCACACUUUGUAAUCAGGCGGGCUGCUUCUUCACGGACAUAAUUGGGUGUUGACCUUGACCUUCCGAGGGCAACGCAUCGCUUAAAACCCCCUCCAACUCCUAGCUCCAGAGAAGUGAUACUGGGCGUGGCCAAUCUCGGCGCUGGCGGGGAGGGCCAUGGAGAAGUGGUACUGGAUGGCAGUGGCGGUCCUUGUGGGGCUCACGGUGCGCUGGGCCGUCUCUCUUCAUUCCUACUCAGGUGCUGGGAAACCUCCGCUCUUCGGGGACUACGAGGCUCAGCGACACUGGCAGGAGGUCACUCUGAACUUACCGGUCAGACAAUGGUAUUUGAACAGCAGUGAUAAUGAUUUGCAGUACUGGGGCCUGGACUACCCGCCUCUCACGGCUUACCACAGCCUCUUGUGUGCCUGCGUGGCAGAGCGCAUCGACCCCGCCUGGGUCGCGCUGCACACGUCCCGGGGGCACGAGAGUCCGGCGCACAAGCUCUUCAUGCGAGCGACAGUGUUCCUUGCGGACUUGGUGAUUUACAUACCUGCAGUGGUUCUGUACUGUUGUUGUAUAAAAGAAAUCUCAGCUAAGAAAAAGGCCGCGAGUGCCCUCUGCAUCCUGCUGUACCCAGGCCUCAUCCUCAUCGACCACGGACAUUUUCAAUACAACGCCGUGAGCCUCGGCUUCGCCCUGUGGGGGAUCCUUGGGGUGUCUUACGACUGGGACCUGCUCGGGUCGCUGGCCUUUUGUUUAGCUCUAAAUUACAAACAGAUGGAACUUUACCAUUCCUUGCCGUUUUUUUGCUUUUUACUUGGCAAGUGUCUUCAAAAAGGCCUCAAAGGAAAGGGGCUCGGCUUGCUGGUGAAGCUCGCGUGCACAGUGCUGGCUUCCUUCGCCCUCUGCUGGCUGCCGUUCUUCACCGAGAGGGAGCAGGCCCUGCAGGUCCUGAGACGCCUCUUCCCCACGGACCGAGGACUGUUUGAGGAUAAAGUGGCCAACGUCUGGUGCAGCGUCAGUGUCUUUGUGAAGGUGAAGGACCUGCUGCCGCGCGAUGCCCAGCUACUCGUCAGCUUCUGCGUUACCUUUGUGAGCUUGCUCCCUGUGUGUGUAAAGCUGACCCUCCACCCCUCUCCCCAGGGAUUCAGAUUCGCUCUGUUCCUUGCCUCGGUGACCGUCAUGGUCCUUCUGACGCUCGUGACGGUCGCCCUGGACCCUCCGAGGAAGUUACCGGACUUAUUCUCUGUACUGGUGUGUUUUGUAUCCUGCUUGAACUUCCUGUUCUUCUGGGUGUAUUUUAACGUUAUAAUCAUGUGGGACUCCAGAAAUGAACGAAAUCGGAAGAAAAUCAACUAGCUGUACUUCGAAACAGACGGGAACUUCCGUAUGCCCAAGUUGCCGCUUUGAGAAUCGUGGAACCCCAGGAAAGGGUGCCGAAGCGCCGCUACGCCUGCACGAAACAAACGUGCCUGGAGACCACAGGACGCUUCCCCUUUCUCUGUGUUGCUGGCCAAAGCAGAUUUGUAGCUUUAUUAACCGCUAUUCAAGUGGUCAAAUAAAGGGGAAGGUGCCACUAACCCCAGAACUUACUUAGGAAAUAUGCUCCGCGUCUUAAAGAAAUGGCAGGUAUAGUGCACUUACUGGAAGUCUGAAGCCCCUUUGUAAGGAAAUCACUAAUACUGGUGCUCACAUUUAGUUUUCUUUGCAGUUCAGCGUGAAAGUAACGUGUUUCAUUGUUUAGAAGUUUUAUCUCAGGGAAGUGCGUUUGUGAUAAUCACUCUGAGCUACUUGAAUCUGAGUAUGCCUUAUUACAUAUGCACGUUUGACUUUCAUCGCAAGGCAAACGGGUUGAGCACUGUGACUUACUUCCCGGGACCAGGCUUGCUUGAGUCCGUUUACAGGCUGUUUCCCGAGGUUUCGUGUUCUGAGUCUAGGCGAAGUCUUCAUCAUCGUGAUGGCUCAUCCUGCACCUGCUGUGGUGUGUGCAGGCCCGGCUGCUGCAGCCAGUCUGCUCCCCUCAUCAGGGCGGGUGCGGGCACGGCUCUGUCCAAUGGCAGGGCCCCACCACACCGCCUCUGGAGUAAUGUGUUCUCCUGUGUUGUAGCUGCUCACUUAAAGGUGUUUUCCAUGUCCGUGAUAAAAAUAAAACUCAUCCCCGGGC